AAAAAACUCAAAUGGGAGGAAAAUCGAGUCUUUGAAUUUUAAAGCUCCUACUAAAGAAGACCUAAUCCGCCCUUCACAUGGUUACCACUUCGCACUAGGGGGCAUAUUCCCCAUUUGGUGUAUCAUUUAAUGAAAUAAAUGAUCACUUAAUCUGGAGGCAAUACCUAAAAAAGACCUAAACCAAUCUUGGGACUCUCCAAUUUAUAGAUCUUACUAUUCUCACCUCGAUGGAAUAAAACUUAUACAAACGUUUUAAUAGUGUCAACUUUAUAUCUCAAAAUCUUUCAAUUUUUAUAGAGUUAACAAUACGACGACUCAAGUUACUAUUGUGGAUAGAUUUUUUUUUUUGCAUUAAAGGAGGCCGUGGCCAAGAAGGGGGGUUACAGGAGGAGAUUACAAAGUAUGAGGGGCAUGAGCCACUAUCCUGCGCUCAACAGAAAAACCCCUCGCAUCCUCUUGGAGGAUCGAAACAAGUUCGGCAGGCGGGUGUGCCACUAUCCUGCGCUCAACAGAAAAACCCCUCGCAUACUAUUGUGGAUAGAUGUAGUAUUUUGAUUUCACUUUGUCCACAAACAUGAUCAUUAAUUGGGUGUUUAUAAGAGAUGUUGUUAUAUAUAGUUUGGACUCAAGAGAUAGGCAUGAUUUGUACAUACUACAUUCUUGAUAUUAUUUAUGCCUCGAACAUAUGUGCCGAUGAAAACAGAUUAAUAUUCUAAAAAGUUACGAACAUAAUCUGAAUUCUUGAUCCAAAUUCCAACUAAUGGAUACUCCGACAAUAUUGUGUCUAUAACCAAAACCCAACGCUACGUAUAAUGCAUUAGCCAUUUUGCUCUUCUAUUAUGCACCUUUUCCAUUUGCACAAAAUCCUAACAUUUGGAGGAUUGUCUUGUUUUUAUUUUAUUUUAUUUCUUCAUAUGAGUAACGUAAGUGAGGCGAGGGAAGUAGUCAUACAAAAAAGAAUUAAAGUGAAAGUGGCGAUUUGAACUUUUGUGGCGUGAACAUGAAAAAAAUCCCACCUUUAUUUAUAUUAUUAUGGCCCCCGCCUUUAACUGCCUAGCAAUGGUUUGACUGGCAAUGGCCUCGUUUGUCCAAAUUACGUUAUUUGAAACCCUAAAAUACAAAAUCAUAAAGGGGAGGUGGAUAAUCAUCAUCGUCAAUCAUCAUUUACGUUAUUAAUUAGCUAGCUUAUUUUAAUUUUCAGCCGAGUAAAAAGCAAUAAAGCAGUAAAUAAAAAUAACUAGUGAUUAUUUGGUCAAAAUAUCUUUGAAAUAAUGUUAUUCCGCAUGAAGAAUAAAUACCGGAGAAACACCUAAACAUUUUGUAUUUAACAUUCUGAUCCAUUUCCAGAUUUUCCAUGGAUAAACACAAGAGUGAAGAGACCUCUCUCUCUCUCUCCCUCAUUCUUCUUCUUCUUCCUCCUCCAUUACUAGUUACUCGCCUCUCUCUCUCUCUCUCCCCCUCUACUUAUAUUUCUUUAACUUCCGAAAGUGAAAAACAAAGCUCUCAGUGCACCUUCUACUUCUGGAUACUUACUGGUGUGGCGCCAUCGCCAAUUUCCUUUUCCCACCUCUCUCUACUUCAGUUUCUGUCAUUAACCGACCCUCCCCCCCCUUUUUUUUCUAGUAAUGGAGGAAAAGGAAAGUACGGUCUCUGGGUCACUCGGCAACUCGGACACCGACUCGCCUCCGCCCGUCACCAGCCUCCACCCCCAGCCGCCACACCACCACAGCCAGCCCGCCGUGCCCUCAAAUGAUGCCUUCGGCGGGGCGGUGGUCGAGAGAAGCACGGUUCCCCUCGCCGGCGAUUAUUUGGUGAAGAAGAAGAGGGGGAGGCCGCGGAAGUACGACGCCGACGGAAACCUCCGAGUCAAGCCGUUUCAUCAUCAGCAUAACACCAACGGUAACAAUAACAACUCGGUGCUGAGUUCUGCUACCUCCCCGCCGCAGCAGCAGCCGACGACGAUGUUCUCUUUCUCGCCGUUGUCUCCGCCGUCUACGGAUCAGCAUCACUACCAGCAGCAGCGGUCGUACCCGCCGGCGAAGAGAGGCCGCGGUCGUCACGCUACCUCCGGUAACUGGCAGCUUCUCGCUUCGUUAGGGGAGCUGUUUGCAAAUACGGCAGGAGGGGACUUCACUCCUCACGUGGUGACUGUAAAUACCGGGGAGGACGUUGGCGGUAAAAUUCUGUCGCUGUCUCAAAAGGGUUCCAGGGGCAUUUGUGUUCUCUCAGCCAACGGCACCGUCUCAAAUGUCACCAUUCGUCAACCUGGCUCCUCCUGCGGCAUUUUGACAUACGAGGGGAGGUUUGAAAUACUGUCACUGACGGGAUCAUUCACAGUGUCCGAAAAUGGAGGGAAGACCAGAACAGGCGGCCUGAGUGUCUCCCUAGCUAGCUCCGACGGCCGUGUCAUCGGCGGCGGCGUUGCCGGACUUCUCUUGGCCGCCACUCCUAUCCAAAUGGUUGUAGGUACCUUUAUGCCGAAUGGCUACAAGGUCCAGAAGAGAAAGUACACUCACCGCGACCAGCAGCAUUACUCGUUGCCUCAGCCGGCAACUUCCCAGACCGCCGCGGCCGCCCCCCAGCCGACGGCCAUCCCGCAGCAAGCUGCAAAAUGCGAGGCGGCGGCGGCUGCACCACCAACUUCCUUGCCAGGACAGAGCCACCACGUGACGGCGGCGGCAGCGGCAGCGGAUAAUUACAAUAUUAAUGACGGGAGGCAAUUCUCGUUCCACGGUAACAAUAGUAGCAAUCAUAACAGCCACCAUAGCUCCUACAAUCACGAGCGUCCCGAUUCUGGUUGGAACAAUGGAACGACGAUGGCCAUGAACUCAGGGAUCCACAGACCGUCCCCUGACAUCAACGUUUCAGCUGCUAGCGACGAGGAUGUUCCACCAGGUGUGUUCUGAUUCAGUUAGAUUCCGAGGGUAAAACGCUACUGGGAAAGUUGGGAGGAGGGAAGACUGUGGUUGAUUGUUUAGCUAACUUUGUUCUUGUCUUGGAUUAGUAAUAUGCUUAUUUUUACCGAGAGUUCAUUAGGAAACCUUUAACCUCAUCACAACUUGUUAUUUCCUCUUGUAGUCAAAUGUUGUGGUUGUGGAGUAGUAGCUUUUUGCUUUGCUGCUUUACAUGUUCUGUUCUGUCCUGUUCUUGACAGGGAACCAAUACUUCCAUAUGCAGUGUUUUAUUUGC
Molecule: messenger RNA, 3189 nt
Organism: Linum trigynum
Lineage: Eukaryota; Viridiplantae; Streptophyta; Magnoliopsida; Malpighiales; Linaceae
Source: the annotation of a GenBank genome assembly